Molecule: messenger RNA, 3054 nt
Organism: Myotis davidii
Lineage: Eukaryota; Metazoa; Chordata; Mammalia; Chiroptera; Vespertilionidae
Gene: MAPK7
Product: mitogen-activated protein kinase 7
Biological process (GO): protein phosphorylation; intracellular signal transduction; cell surface receptor signaling pathway
Cellular component (GO): cytoplasm; nucleus
Molecular function (GO): MAP kinase activity; ATP binding
Source: RefSeq, a predicted model, not a curated record
ACAGCCGGUGCCCCGCCCCUCCCUUUCUUCCUGGACCGCGCCUCGGGCGCCUCCCCCACCCGACCCUGCGUUCACCGGACCUGAUCCCCGAGCCCGGAGCCCCGAGCUCCGAGUCCCGGUGUGGACGUCUCCCACGUGCCAACCACCCUCUGUGCCUCCUACCCGGUCUCCAUCGGCUUAGGGAACUUGGAAGUUCCCUGGUCCUGCCCCCCAGCCUCAGAGGGGAAACUGAGGGAGGCCCUGGCGGGCGGGCCUCCCCUCACCAGCGUUUCCACGCAGGCGCCAUGGCCGAGCCCCUGAAGGAGGAAGACGGCGAGGACGGCUCUGGGGAGCCCCCCGGGCCAGUGAAGGCGGAGCCCGCCGGCACCGCUGCCUCCGUAGCGGCCAAGAACCUGGCCCUGCUGAAAGCGCGCUCCUUGGACGUGACUUUUGACGUGGGGGACGAGUACGAGAUCAUCGAGACCAUCGGCAACGGCGCCUACGGGGUGGUGUCCUCCGCACGCCGCCGCCUGACCGGCCAGCAGGUGGCCAUUAAGAAGAUCCCUAAUGCGUUUGAUGUGGUGACUAAUGCCAAGCGGACCCUCAGGGAGCUGAAGAUCCUCAAGCACUUCAAGCAUGACAACAUCAUCGCCAUCAAGGACAUCCUGAGGCCCACCGUGCCCUACGGCGAGUUCACAUCUGUUUAUGUGGUCCUGGACCUGAUGGAGAGCGACCUGCACCAGAUCAUCCACUCUUCGCAGCCGCUCACACUGGAGCACGUGCGCUACUUCCUGUACCAGCUGCUACGGGGCCUCAAGUACAUGCACUCAGCUCAGGUCAUCCACCGGGACCUCAAGCCCUCCAACUUGUUGGUGAAUGAGAACUGUGAGCUCAAGAUCGGUGACUUCGGCAUGGCACGGGGCCUGUGCACCUCACCUGCUGAGCAUCAGUACUUCAUGACCGAAUAUGUGGCCACACGCUGGUACCGUGCCCCGGAGCUCAUGCUGUCGCUGCAUGAGUACACGCAGGCUAUUGACCUGUGGUCCGUGGGCUGCAUCUUCGGUGAGAUGCUGGCCAGGCGCCAGCUCUUCCCAGGCAAAAACUAUGUGCACCAGCUGCAGCUGAUCAUGAUGGUGUUGGGUACCCCAUCACCAGCUGUGAUUCAGGCUGUCGGGGCUGAAAGGGUACGGGCAUAUAUCCAGAGUCUGCCACCACGCCAGCCUGUGCCCUGGGAGACAGUGUACCCAGGUGCUGACCGCCAGGCCCUCUCACUGCUGGGGCGAAUGCUGCGUUUUGAGCCCAGUGCCCGCAUGUCAGCAGCUGCUGCCCUUCGCCACCCCUUCCUGGCCAAGUACCAUGACCCUGAUGAUGAGCCUGACUGUGCCCCACCCUUUGACUUUGCCUUUGACCGGGAAGCCCUCACCCGGGAGCGGAUUAAGGAGGCCAUUGUGGCCGAGAUUGAGGACUUUCAUGCCAGGCGCGAGGGCAUCCGCCAGCAGAUACGCUUCCAGCCUUCUCUGCAGCCUGUGACCAGUGAGCCCAGCUGCCCCGACAUUGAGAUGCCCAGUUCCUGGGCUCCCAGUGGGGACUGUGCCAUGGAGUCACCUCCACCAGCUCCACUGCCGUGCCCUGGCCCUGCACCUGACACCAUUGAUAUGACCCUGCAGCCACCCCCCGCGCUGGCCAGUGAACCAGCCCCUCCAAAGAGAGAGGGUGCCAUCUCCGACAACACCAAGGCAGCCCUCAAAGCUGCCCUGCUCAAGUCCUUGCGGAGCCGGCUCAGAGAUGGGCCCAGUGCCCCCCUAGAAGCACCGGAGCCUCGGAAGCCAGUGACAGCCCAGGAGCGCCAGCGUGAGCGGGAAGAAAAGCGGCGGCGGAGGCAGGAGCGAGCAAAGGAGCGGGAAAAGCGGCGGCAGGAGCGGGAGCGCAAGGAGCGAGGGACUGGGGCCUCUGGGGGCCCCUCCACUGAUUCACAGUCACAACACCUCCGGCCCGGCCCACCAGUCCUGCUGGCUCUGUAGCCCAGCCCACGGGACACCCACCACCUGCGCGCCACCCCUGGUCCUGCACCACAGCCGGCCUGCCCAGCCGCUCGCCCUGCUCCCCACCCUGCUGGCCCUCCUAGGCCUGGCCCUGCUCCACUCCAGACCACCACCACCUCCAACCUCCUGGCCCCCACACCUCCGGCCCGGCCCACCAGUCCUGCUGGCUCUGUAGCCCAGCCCACGGGACACCCACCACCUGCAGGCGCCACCCCUGGUCCUGCACCACAGCCGGCCUGCCCAGCCGCUCGCCCUGCUCCCCACCCUGCUGGCCCUCCUAGGCCUGGCCCUGCUCCACUCCAGACCACCACCACCUCCAACCUCCUGGCCCCCCAGUCGCUUGUGCCACCCCCUGGGAUGCCUGGUUCCAGCACCCUGGGUGUUCUGCCUUACUUCCCACCUGGCCCAGCCCCUCCAGACCCCAGGGGGACCCCUCAACCCUCCACCUCAGAGUCACCCGAUGUCAACCUGGUGACCCAGCAGCUGUCCAAGUCUCAGGUGGAGGACCCUCUGCCCCCCGCGUUCUCGGGCACACCAAAGGGCAGUGGGGCCGGUUAUGGCGUUGGCUUUGACCUGGAAGAAUUCCUCAACCAGUCUUUCGAUAUGGGCGUGGCGGAUGGGCCACAGGAUGGCCAGACAGACUCGGCCUCUCUCUCAGCAUCCCUGCUGGCUGACUGGCUCGAGGGCCACGGCAUGAACCCUUCUGACAUCGAGUCUCUGCAGCGUGAGAUCCAGAUGGAUUCCCCGAUGCUGCUGGCUGACCUGCCUGACCUCCAGGAGCCCUGAGGCCCACAGCGUGUGCCUGGGUGCCAGGGAGACCCAGGCCCCCGGCCUGGCAGCGGAAGCUUGACUUGGGAUUAUCCUGAGGUUCCUCUGAGACCCACCCCACAGCCUUAAGCAGCCACCUGAGCCACCACCGAGCCACGACAGGGUCAGGAAACCCCUACUCCCCGGGCGAGCCUUCUCAGUAUUCUAUUUUUAUUAUGUAAUUUUAUUAGUCAUUCUCUUUGCCAUAAAAAUGAGGCCUGUGAAA